Messenger RNA from Serpula lacrymans var. lacrymans S7.9, 1751 nucleotides. RefSeq lists its product as uncharacterized. Gene Ontology annotation, molecular function: metalloaminopeptidase activity. Gene Ontology annotation, biological process: proteolysis. NCBI's taxonomy places the organism in Eukaryota, Fungi, Basidiomycota, Agaricomycetes, Boletales, Serpulaceae. The record is from RefSeq and is a predicted model, not a curated record. Bases 23 to 1150 code for a protein of 375 amino acids. The transcript has 8 exons.
AACGUGGAAUCGUAAAACUGAGAUGCGAUUUUCUUCCACACGGCCAUUCACCAGUCUUCGAAAUCAACGACUUGGAUAUAUACACCAGUAUAUCCAUCCGCGACGGCUCUCUUCUCUCCACCAGCAGUCAGAAAGUAGCCCUGGUCAGGAUUUUGGGGACUACUCUAUCAUAUUACCACCAGAGCCUUUCAUUUGGGGCGUAUCACAUAUAACGCCACGAAAUGUUCCAGCGAGCAUCCGACAUCCAUCCUAUGCAACUGAUCCGGAGCUAUCGCGGUUUUGCUUGGAGCCCGAUUCUUGGAAAGAACAAUUUCAUGGAGAUGGGAGGAUACAACUUGGUGGCGAGGAAGAAGAGUGUCUGCGCCGGGCUGCACAUCUUGCGAGGGACGUAUUGGGGUAUGCUGGGUCAUUAGUUCGAUCUGGAAUUACUACCAACGCAAUAGAUGCAGCUGUGCACGAAUAUAUACUAUCGCGUGGUGCUUAUCCCUCUCCCCUUCUUUAUGCAGGCUUUCCUCGUUCGUGCUGCACAAGCGUGAAUAAUGUAGUUGUGCACGGCAUACCUGACGACCGUCCCCUUGAAUCAGGCGAUAUUGUGAACAUUGAUAUCACAGUGUACUUAAAUGGAUAUCACGGAGACACAUCAAUGACUUUCGAAGUUGGUAAUGUGGAUUCGCAGGGUCAAGCUUUGAUUCGACAGACAACGCUCGCGCUUGAAGCAGGCAUCCGCAUGUGUGGGCCUGGACAGCCAUUCAGUGGCAUUGGGAAAGCAAUCUGGGAGUGUGUCAAUGGCGUUCGGUCUGUACAAGACCCACAUGAUAUCAGUAGUGGAGAUUUGGACAAAUCAAGCACUUCCUACCUAUCAUCUUCUCCAGAACAAACUUACUCGAUUUGCCAAGCUUUCUCGGGGCAUGGUAUUGGUCGCGACUUUCAUAGGACGCCAUGGAUAUACCAUACGCCGAAUGAAGAACCUGGUGUGAUGCGCUCGGGGCAUUGUUUUACGAUUGAGCCUGCAAUUAUCCAGGGACCCAACGCUAGCACUUGGAUAUUUCCAGAUGGCUGGACUGCAUCUACCGAAAACUGCGCACGCAGUGCCCAAGCCGAACACAUGAUUCUCAUUACGGAGGACGGCGCAGAGGUACUUACGCGAUAGUGAGAACAGCGUUUCACUGUAUUCUAUAUCGGUAUUGUCGUCGUAGGGAGCAUCAUCUGCUGGAUUAGGAUGAAGGACAAGUGAUACUAUCCGAAACGGUGAAAUAUUUCGUACUAAGGUGAUGGCAGUCUUCACGUGAUUUUGAGUGCUGAUAUUUGUUGGGACGCUACAGCGUGAUGUCCCAGAGUUCAUAUAUCACUGCGGCCAAGGCCUUUCAUACGAGUGAUCUUUACAGCCUCCUAUUACAAUAUCUCGAAUCCCAACUCCUCACCAAGAUACCAACUGGUUUUGUCGCAUUUUAAUCUGGCGGACGGCAUACUGUCCAAGGCAUCGCUUGGCGGUAUAUAAACAGUGAUCUUGUCUUUAUAUCCCAUGGAGUUCUCCCGACAGAUUCUCAGUCACAUCAGAGAUCAACCACGCAUGCCUAUGCCACGGGUCAUCAGGCUCUUAACCAUUAAAACAUGCAUAUGCUAGCUGGCAUGCAUCCAUAUCACAGAAAACAUCAGUGCUGUCCUAGGAGCUCGUGUAAUAACAUUUAUGUAUACAUUCUGCACACGAGCUAAUAUGUUACUUUUGUACUAUCUGGAUAUUUGCCUGGGGA